Molecule: messenger RNA, 351 nt
Organism: Mizuhopecten yessoensis (Yesso scallop)
Lineage: Eukaryota; Metazoa; Mollusca; Bivalvia; Pectinida; Pectinidae
Product: helicostatins-like
Exons: 2
Coding region: 1-351 (116 amino acids)
Source: RefSeq, a predicted model, not a curated record
AUGAUAUUUUGGCUAAUCGUUCCGAAACAGUGUACAGACGAUGACUUCGGUGCAGGGAAACAGUUUACAGACGAUGACUUCGGUGCAGGGAAACAGUGUACAGGCGUUGACUUCGGUGCAGGGAAACAGUGUACAGACGUUGACUUCGGUGCAGGGAAACAGUGUACAGGCGCUGACUUCGGUGCAGGGAAAAAGUGUUCAGGCGCUGACUUCGGUGCAGGGAAACAGUGUACAGGCGUUGACUUCGGUGCAGGGAAACAGUGUACAGACGUUGACUUCGGUGCAGGGAAACAGUGUACAGUCGUUGACUUCGGUGCAAGGAAACAGCUACUCUUCCUCGCUCUUAACUAG